This is a messenger RNA of Sinocyclocheilus grahami, 1235 nucleotides long. RefSeq names its product rootletin-like. The record is from RefSeq and is a predicted model, not a curated record. NCBI's taxonomy places the organism in Eukaryota, Metazoa, Chordata, Actinopteri, Cypriniformes, Cyprinidae. The transcript has 7 exons. Bases 246 to 1235 code for a protein of 329 amino acids.
AGCUGCGAGAGCGUCUGCAGUCUGCGCAGUCUUCAGUGCAGCAGCUGCGCAGGCAGCAGGGGGAGGCGGAGUCAGGCCGACGGGAGGCGGAGCUCCGUGUGCAGACGCUGCAGGGCGAGAGAGACGAGGCUCAGAGAGAGAGAGAGACCGCUGUGAGAGAUCGAGACCGACUGAGACAGGAGAGAGACACGCUGAGCAGUGAGAAGGACACGGCGGAUAAGACUGCGCAGGGUUCGCAGACGCAAAUGCAGGUGCUGCAGCUGGAGUGUGACAGGCUGCAGCUGGCCAUCACGUCUGCGCAGAGAGAGCGCGAACACGAGCGAGAAGAGAGAGACACCACCGCGCUGGAGAGAGACCGAGCCCGAUCAGAGACGGACAGACUUCAGCAGCUGUGGGAGGAGUCCGAGCGUCGCACGUCUUCACUGCGCGCUGAACUGGCGGCGCUGAGGGAAUCUAUCCAGCAGGGGGCGACAGACCGACAGCUGAUGCAGGCUGAGAACAGACAGCUGAGCGAGGCGCUCAACAGGAGCGGGAGCAGUCAUGCUGAACUCUCUCUAGUGCUCACCAAGCUUAACUCGGAGGAGUCGUCACUCAGAGAUUCUCUCGCAAAGAUGAGCGGCAUUAACGAGAGUCUCGCGCAGGACAAAUCUGACCUCAACAGCCUCAUCAUACAGCUGGAGGAGGAAAAGAAUGCAUUGCUGUCUCAGCGAAGAGAAGCAGAACAAGAGAAACUGACCAUCAGAGAUGAGCUGGUCCGCUCCGAGCAGGACCGACUGGAGCUGGACUCUCUCCGUCUUGCUCUCCACCAAUCACUGCAGGAGUCUGAGCUGGCCAGGGCGGGGUUGGAGGCGGAGCUUCAGUCGCUGCAGGCAGACAGAGCCAAACUCCAGGACAGAAUCACACAGCUGAUUGGUGAGGUGGGUGGUUUGGAGGCGGAGCUCGCUUCUGUCCGCGGUGAAGGAGACAGGCAGAGCGCCGCUCUCGAGGAGGCGGUGUGUGGGCGAGCGGAGCUAGUGCGAGAGAGGGCGGGGCUUCUGGUUCAGCUGACGGCGUCAGAGAGAGAGAAUGCCGCCCUGACGGAGGAACUCGCCGCCUUCAGGAUGGAACGGGAGAGUCUGGAGACGAGUCUGUUCGAGCUGCAGCAGCAGAUAAAUCAGAUCGAGUGUCGAUGCGAACAGCUGGAGUCAGAGAACCAAAACCUGAGACUGCGCACUGACAGCAUGAUGGGUAAUUGA